This is a messenger RNA of Linderina pennispora, 858 nucleotides long. Its product is annotated as protein phosphatase methylesterase. Lineage: Eukaryota; Fungi; Kickxellomycota; Kickxellomycetes; Kickxellales; Kickxellaceae. Bases 1 to 858 code for a protein of 285 amino acids. Gene Ontology annotation, molecular function: protein methylesterase activity. Gene Ontology annotation, biological process: protein demethylation. The record is from RefSeq and is a predicted model, not a curated record. The transcript is spliced from 2 exons.
AUGCUGCACCCGCUCGACUGGUCCAGCUACUUUGACAGCAAGCAGUCGAUAGAGGUAGGCAACACCGCUUUCAAUGUGUAUUCCUGCAAGCACACAAACACAGGCCCGAUCUUUAUUCUGCACCAUGGCGCCGGCCACUCGGGCCUGACAUUCGGGCUACUGGCCAAGCACCUUUCCGCCAACCUCCCCGCAUGCUCCAUAGUAGCCAUGGACUGCCGCGGCCACGGGGAUACCACAGGCCCACACGAUGACCUGAGCCUGGCGCAACUGGUGAACGACCAAAUUGCAGUGUUCGAGGAGAUGUUUCCAGGCAAUGCGCGCGACGUGGUGCUGAUGGGGCACAGUAUGGGCGGAGCGGUGGCAGCACAUAGUGCGAAGCGGCUGCAGCAUGUGCUAGGCGUGGCUCUGGUCGAUAUUGUCGAGGGCUCGGCAAUGGACUCGCUGCAUGCGAUCCCGGUGUUCAUCAGUAUGCGGCCGCAGAGCUUUGCGUCAGUGGAGCAGGCGAUAGCCUGGCACAUCGACUCGGGCGCCAUCCACAGUGUGGAGUCGGCACGGCUCUCGGUGCCGUCGCUGGUGCGCGAGAUUGAACCGAAAAAGUAUCCGUUCUGGCGCGGCUGGUACCAGGGCCUGUCGAAGGCAUUUGUCACGGCACCUGCAGCCCGACUGUUGGUUCUGGCGGGCACUGACCGCUUGGACAAGGAGUUGCUGAUUGCGCAAAUGCAGGGCAAGUUCCAGCUCGAGGUUCUGCCUUCAGCCGGCCACACAAUCCAGGAGGACCUGCCGCAGCAGCUGGCGGAAAUCCUAAUGGCGUUCUGGCAGCGCAACCAGCGUCUGAACAUCCCGGUGCGCCGACUGUGA